Messenger RNA from Xiphophorus hellerii (green swordtail), 1567 nucleotides. RefSeq names its product chromosome 20 C3orf18 homolog (gene c20h3orf18). The transcript has 5 exons. The coding region runs from base 554 to 1168 and encodes 204 amino acids. NCBI's taxonomy places the organism in Eukaryota, Metazoa, Chordata, Actinopteri, Cyprinodontiformes, Poeciliidae. The record is from RefSeq and is a predicted model, not a curated record.
GGUGCAGGGGGAGGGUGCUCACAGCACUGAUCUUCUGUUUGCAGCAUCCCAAGAGCAGCCUCUGUUGUGUGAAAUACAAGAAAAAGGGCAAGACAGCGGGAGUGAAUCCAAGGAAGCAACUCGAAGAACUGGAAGGGUGGAAUCUCUUGGGGGGUGGCAGCCAGGAUAGGGUUACUUUUGAUUUGUGGAGUUCAUCCUUAGAGCAAAUGGCUGUUGUGUCAGUGUAAACAGCCUGUGCAGUACCUGCAUUGCUGAAGGGGGAAGGAGAAGAGGAGGAGGCGGCACAGACACUGGAGCAAAUGUUACCUCUUCCUAUGAAUGUUUCCUGUUGUUAGGUAGCCCCAGACCUGCUGUUGCUCACCUCUUAACAUGCAUGUUGUAUGUUGAGCUCAUAUGGAGGAAGAACCAUCAAUGCCUCAGCAGACCACAAACCAACGGCAGGGCGGCUGUACUGACCAUGAGACACGUUAAAAACUAAGCAACACAUCAACAUCCACACCAAAAUAAAGGGAAAAAGUUUGAUAAAAUUUGCUUGAGAAACCUACACCCGACCAUGGCUGUGAAUACUGCCAAGACAACGUCAAGUUUUCUCUCGACAACUGCAACAACCGCCACGGACCCGUUGCUCUCAACGAGCCUCGGACCCAGAGAAAACAUCACCUCAAGAACAUUUAUGACUGUUACCCUAACAACGACAGCAGCAACAACAAACGAGACCAGCUUCAACUCCACCGCGACUCCAGACGUGGUGAUUGAGGGCUCGAGUGUUGGAAUGCUGUUGGUGCCCUUCGGCAUCAUCACCCUCAUUGGCUUAGCGGUGGCAAUAAUGCUGUACAUUCGGAAACGGAAGCGGUUAGAGAAGCUGAGACAUCAGCUCAUGCCCAUGUACAACUUUGACCCGGCUGAAGAACAGGACGACCUGCUGGAACAGGAACUACUGGAUCACGGACGGGACUGGCAGCCUCGCAGGUCCAAACGCCAAGACUCUCACAACCUCCCAGGGGACAACGCAGCGACCCAGUCGUCUGGUCUUCACAGAUGUUGCCAAAGCCCUCAAUGCUUAACAGCCCCUCUGCCCUGCCUGGUCAACCCCAGCCUGCAGGAGAGCUGCAGACCACAUACCCAGACACAGACUGUCACUAACAAGGGACAAACAAAGGGAAGUUAGACUGUUUUAGGCUUAAACUGGAGGUCUGAUAAAUGUUGUCUUCACAACGCGUCAAGUGGUUGUAUCAAAGAAAAAACUCAGAACAAUGCAAAGGGUUAGUAAUGAUCUUGCACUAUUAUUAUUAUUCACUGGGGCACCAAUUAAGUGUGGUACCCUUGUUUUUUUAAAACUAUGCUCCGUCAUUGUUAAAAUAUUUAAUAGCUUGUCAGUUUCUGCAUCUAUGUUUCUGUUUCAUAUGAGGAAAUUGUGAAUCUGUUAUAGUGAUUUUGUGGUCUUACACCUCGUAUGCUGGAUGUGUCGCCAUCCUCAAUCUGUUUUCCUCCCUAUUUGUCUUCUUUACAGACUGUGGAUUAAUAUCAUUUCCAUCUGUACACAUUAAAAACAUAUUUAAAAAAUCCA